Molecule: messenger RNA, 670 nt
Organism: Symbiodinium pilosum
Lineage: Eukaryota; Dinophyceae; Suessiales; Symbiodiniaceae
Source: the annotation of a GenBank genome assembly
GCAUCAAGCCGAGCAUCAGACGCGGCAGAAGCUGCUCGAGAACCUGAGCCCACAGCUACACGCCGAGGUUUGCACUGCGCUGAACUUGCCCUGGAUUGAGAAGGUCUACUUCUUCAAGCAGUUCAUGUCGCUGAUUGAGGCCCUGGAGACAGGUGGUGCGCACAGCGCUCCGUUCCGCGCCUGCAUUGCCGACGUUUCCAGAGAGCUUCAGACGGCCGCCUUCGCACAAAAAGAGAUCUUUGACAACGUGCAGGUACUCUACAUCCUCUCAAAGGGUUUGGUGGCCCUCAACAGCCGCGUGGGCCACAAUGGCGCAGUCUGGGGUGAGGACUUUGUGCUUUCGGACACAAGCCUCAUUCGACCAGUUGCUGGUUUUGCCCUCACGUACAUCGAGGUUUUCUUCCUGACUCGCGAGGCCUUCAUGGGGGUGAUCGAGCGCCGAAGGAUCACGUGCCCUCAGCUUGGCCAGGUGGUCCGCCGUUACUGCGUGCGGGUGGCCGUCACUCGUGGGGUCAUCGCCGAAGCGAGGAGGCGCCUGCAGCAGCAGCGGGCUUUCCCUGUCGUCGGGAAGAGAGGACAAGGCAGCCAGCAAACUCAGGGCUCAUCAUCCAGUGCCGCCAGUGCUGCCAGUGCCGCACAGCAACUUCUGCCUGGUUCUUUGGAAGAGUAA